Molecule: messenger RNA, 1926 nt
Organism: Gasterosteus aculeatus aculeatus (three-spined stickleback)
Lineage: Eukaryota; Metazoa; Chordata; Actinopteri; Perciformes; Gasterosteidae
Gene: pex13
Product: peroxisomal biogenesis factor 13
Biological process (GO): protein import into peroxisome matrix, docking
Cellular component (GO): peroxisome; peroxisomal membrane; peroxisomal importomer complex
Molecular function (GO): protein binding
Source: RefSeq, a predicted model, not a curated record
GAUGAAGCGAUGGGGAAAUCGUUUAUGGAGGAAAUUACGAGGUGACCCCGGAAACGCAACACAAGAAGCCGGGGAUGGAUGCGCAGCCUCCACAAAAGCCAUGGGAAAGGCGAAUUCCAGGAGCAAUGAGUGCGCCCAUAAAUCACAGAUCUGUAACCUUUGGACCACCCGCUGGCCCGUCCUACUCGGCAGGCCCCCCCGUCUUGACCCGCAUGGUGCCCCCUGUGCCUCCCCGCCCCGUCCAGCAGGCCUACCGUCCAUCGUACGGCUCGUUCAACUCCUCUUACAGCCCCUAUGGGAGCUCCAUGUAUGGCGGCUACAGCCCCUACAGCCACGGCGGGGGCUACGGCCUGGGAGGGUACAGCCGCCUCAGCAACACCGAAGAAGUCGCCCCCAGCCGCUUCGUGCAGCAGGCGGAGGAGAGCAGUCGCGGCGCCUUCCAGUCCAUCGAGAGCAUCGUCCAGGCCUUCGGCUCGGUCAGCAUGAUGCUGGACGCCACCUUCUCGGCGGUGUAUAACAGUUUCCGCGCUGUGCUGGACGUGGCAAACCACCUGACGCGGCUGCGUUCCCACCUCACCAGGGUUUUGUCAGCCUUUACUCUUGUGCGCACGCUGCGCUACCUCUAUCGGAGGUUACAGAGGCUGCUGGGGCGAAGGACGGACGCCGAGGUAGACGACUUGUGGGCCGACAGUGCCGCCGAUGCCCUGGCGACAAGUGCGCCUGGAUUGGACGGAGCAAGGUUUGAGGGUCAGCCCGUGAAGUCUUGGCCGAUCCUUCUGUUUUUUGCUGUGGUGUUGGGGGGACCCUACCUCAUCUGGAAGCUGCUGAGCUCGGCCACUGGCUCUGAAGAGACCGCCUCCCGUUGGGCCAGCGGGGAGGACGACCACGUGGUGGCGCGAGCUGAGUACGACUUUUCAGCCGCGUCUGAGGAGGAGAUUUCCUUGCGGGCGGGAGACAUGCUCAACCUCGCCCCUAAAGAGCACCAGUCCAAGGUGCGUGGCUGGCUGCUGGCUAGUUUGGACGGCCAGACCACAGGACUCGUCCCCGCCAACUACGUCAAGGUCCUGGGCAAGAGGAGGGGCCUAAAGCACGCAGAGAUGGAGAGGCUCGCUCAGGAGCAGCAAGUGAACGCCAUCCCCACCCAAGGGGUCACCCAAGGCCUCGGUUCAGCCUCCGCCGCAGCCUCCAUGGAUGGGCUGUUGGAGUCGGCGUACAGAGAAACGCCGGUCCCCUUCAGACCGGCAACGUCAAACUCCAGCUUGGCCUCCAGCACGGUGUUAAACAUCCCAGAGAAGACUGACUUGUGAUGUUUGUGCAUGUGUGUUUUUCUCUGCGUGCAAGUCUGUAGGAGUUCACCAGCCAGGAGUUGGCUCAGUCAGUAUUCAUUUACUCUGAAGCUUGACUCAUAAUCAGUAGAUGAUGGAUAUCUGAGGACACCAGAGACCAUUGAGAUUUUCUCUUCAGAUCAUCCAAUGCCACCAUGGCCUUCUGGUAAGGUUAAAGGCCCGGAGGGGUUUCCAUGCACAGGUUUCCUGUCAUGCUUUUCGGUUAAGGACCAGUGUGUCUCAAAUUAGGAGUCCAUACUUACAUUUGUUAUGAAAGAAAGAAAGUUGGAUGUGUUCUCUUAAUACGGUAGAAAUAAUGUCUAAUUUAAGAUGUAGCCUAAUGACUUGAUAUUGUUGAAUAACAAUAAUUGGUUCCAUGUUUAAGUUAAUGAGGCACACUGGUACAUCGUUGUGCAACGUUUUAUGACAUAAUCAUGUUUUUUCUGCUUGGUGUUCCGCGUUGUCUUUGAGGCAAAUGUGAUUGGAUUCAUUCAGAAUGAGAAAGGGGCUCACUUUGCACAUUUUAUGCUAUUUCUUGGUCAUAGAUUGUAAUUUUGUAAAUAUUUAAUACAAUUAUUUUGAAAAUAAAUAUUAAAAAUCA